This is a messenger RNA of Pristis pectinata (smalltooth sawfish), 4642 nucleotides long. RefSeq names its product iron-sulfur cluster assembly 1 homolog, mitochondrial-like. Gene Ontology annotation, molecular function: 2 iron, 2 sulfur cluster binding. Gene Ontology annotation, biological process: iron-sulfur cluster assembly. The record is from RefSeq and is a predicted model, not a curated record. Lineage: Eukaryota; Metazoa; Chordata; Chondrichthyes; Rhinopristiformes; Pristidae. Bases 205 to 597 code for a protein of 130 amino acids. The transcript is spliced from 4 exons. Gene Ontology annotation, cellular component: mitochondrion; cytoplasm.
CUGGGCCGGGCCGAGCCGGACCGGACCGACCGUCGUUUAGCUCUGUAACCUUGACAAGACGCGUCUUUACUACCAAGCUUCCUCAUUGGUUGAACCUGAGGGUGAUUAUCGGCGCUACCAAUCAGGUAGCCGGAUGCUUCAGGGUCGGGGUCCUGCGCCUCGCACCCAGCCCCCCAUCCCCGACCCUUCUGUACCCUCCGCAGGAUGUCUGGCUCCAUAGUGAGAGCAUCCAUCAGAGCCGUCGGUGCCAGGAGACGCCUGGUCCCCACCAGAGCAGCGCUGACGCUGACCCCUCUGGCUGUUAAUAAAAUUAAACAACUGCUUCGGGAAAAGCCUGAAUAUAUUGGGUUGAAGAUUGGAGUUCGAACCAGAGGGUGCAAUGGUCUGUCUUAUACUUUGGAAUACACAAAGGAGAAAAGGGAUUCAGAUGAAGAAGUAAUUCAGGAUGGUGUUCGAAUAUUCAUUGAAAAGAAAGCACAAUUGACACUUCUAGGAACAGAAAUGGACUAUUCUGAAAAUAAACUUACAAGUGAAUUCGUCUUUCACAAUCCCAACAUCAAAGGAACCUGUGGCUGUGGAGAAAGUUUUCAUGUUUAACAGAAACCAACAAUGUAUCUUGAACACUAUUGUGGGCAUUGUAGUGUGGUGAGGCACUGAUAUCCCAUUUUAGGCCAUUGAGUGUAGCUGAAUCUUUAUUUUAAUUUCAUGGGAGAAGAAACUGAAUUGCAUCCCUGUUGGUAUUUAGCCACUAACAAUGGAUCUUUCUCCUGAUGGGAAAUUUUGCACAAGAAUUUAUUGUGUUGAAUAAGAUGCUUAUUUUUUUUUGUUCAAUUGUCAAGCAGUGGAUAAUGCUAAGUUUAUGAAUUGUGAACUUGUGCCUGGAUCAGAUAAAUACACCCGCUUCUCAUUUGAAAAAAUUCUUGCAUUUAGUAUUUUCAAAUACACUGUGUCAAAGUCAGAUUUUUUGGAAACAUAGAAUUGGUUUAUCACUUCAGUUUUAUUGAUGUUGGAUCCUGAAUUAUUUACGGGCUGCCACUAGCACCACUUUGCUAUUUGGCUUUCAAGCUCCACAAAGUCAAUUUUUUUUUUAAAAAGGAGCUUUUUUUGGUGACAAAGCCUAAAGUUCAAUUUUUUUUGAAGAUAUUGCUACAAAAGUCUCUAGACUGUUAAUGCCAAUUGGGGAUUUUGUCCUCCACCACCAACUACUAAAAAUGUGCAUGAAGAAAAAGUUGACAUUGGAAUCCAAAUGGAGCAUCUAUGUUUUACCCUGCCCGCACGACAUCACCACCAAAACGAAAUGCGAAGAUUGUUCCUAGAACAUGUCAGAAUUGUUCAGAACCAAACCAUUUCAGUUUUUUUAAUCAGGUAAAAAUGCACUUGAGAUGUAAAUGAUGCAGUAAGACUAGCUGCUUGGUUAUUUAUACCUCAUGACCAAGAAGGUCAUAAAUUGUGUUCUCCCAAGUACAGGACUGUAAAUCCAUGGGGAUUUGCAAUGUAUUUUCUCUUUAAUACAUCAAGAAUCUAGGUGCACAGCUUUUAAUUGCUGUUUGGCUCCAGUGUAGCUGUAGCUUGAAUAUUAAUUAUUAAGCUAAUUUUAAUUAUUUAGAUAUACUUUCAAUAACUAUGUGUAUAAAGUGUAUUUUAAAGAGUCGGAGAUUUAAUCAUUUUAUACCUUUAUGCGCACAUUAUAAUUUUUGAUCUGAGUUUCUGUACUGUGUCGAUUCAGAUUUUCUUUUAUCUACCAAUUUGCAUUUUCUUAAAUGUAAGUCUUGUGUUGGAAUCAUUGUGUAUGUGUAACAUCUCAAGUUUAGUGAAGAUCUGACUGACUGAUGGGGCAGGAGGAAAUUGUCAGUGUUGGUACACUAAAACAAAUUUUCCAUUAAUUUGGGUUAACUCUCUUAGAUGUGUGCUCAUAAUAUGGAACUCAUCAGUUAAGUUGCUACUAACUCAUAUUAUAUUUAAUGUUUUGAUUGUUGCAAUCUGGCCCAUUUUCAUUGGAGAACAGAUUCUGUAACAUCAUAAAUCAGUUUCUGCAUGUACAUUUGUUUUAAAGGGUUUUUCAUGUGAAUUUUAUUUAUGGCUCCUGGCCUUUUACUUAUUGGAAAGAUCUGGAGAGGCAAGGUUAUUUUUGUAGACUGAGUAUGCAAUCUGCUCUCAGAUAGAAAGAUAGGCAGUGGUAAUCAUUUAUGUUGCCGGCAUGCACAAGCAAUAAGGGUAUCUCUCUGCAGCAUGAUCUUCCCUGCAUGCAGAAAGUAACAUCUGAUGUGGUAGCUGAACCAUAACCUGGAACUGAGAAACCCGAAGGCUGAUUAGAAAUCAUAUUGAAACUGCCAACGUUCAUUUUCUCAGGUGGUGCCUCAGAAUUGAGGAUGACUAACUUCCACUCAGUUCUUUGGAUUCUGGAGUGGUUGAUAAAGCCAUCGUGGGAUCUGCAGACUCUUUCACAGAUGGGACAGGAGGUGGUGGUGGGGGUGGGUAAUGGAUUGAGUGGUAGUUUGAGUUGGUGUACUGAUUCCACCACCUAUACUGACCCUCUAUGAGAACUGAUGCAUGGACUCCAGGAUCUCAGUGCCAUUAGGAAUGCUCCUUCUGACCUUUGAGCGGUCAUGGUGGGCCAGGGAUUCCCAGGAGUCAGUGACGUUAUUGUACAUUUUUCCAAGCAAGUUUUGAGGAAAUGCUUCAAUGCAUUCCUCUAUAUUCCUGGUAAUCUGUUCCUGUGCCAGAGAUUUCUCCUUGGGAAUCUGGUGUCAAGCAUGCAAGUGAUUAUAACCUGCAAAAUGGAGGUGACUAAGUAUAAUUAGAGCCUUGAUCCUGGGUCUGUUUCCCUGGGAGAGGACACUAACAUUGUUUCACUGAUCUUGCCAGUGGAUGUGGAGAAUUUUGUAGAGGAAGCACUGGUGGUGUAUCUCCAGUGCCUUGAGAUGACUGCUUUUGCCAAUCCAAGUCUCAGGAACAUAUAGGAGGGCAGGAAUCACUGCUGCUGGCAGACUGUGUGAAUUGUGCUGGGCUUGAAGUCUUGAUGUUCAAACAUCCUUUUUCACUGAAACAAAUUGUUAUGACUUGAUAAAUUAAAGAAUCAAGUUUUUCAGAAGUGUUAAAUAAUAUGAAAAUGCCAUGAUCAAAGGAUUCUCAAUAAGCUAUUUGAAUAUCUUCAGUGAGGUACUGGAUCAGCCAGAAAUUCCAGGACUAAGCAAAAAUGUUUAUAAAGUACAUUUGUAGAAAUAGUUGAUUCACCAAAAUGGUUGACAGAGUGUACAGGUUAGUAAAACAGGAGAUAAUACUGGAAGCAGAUCAAUACAGAACUUUAAUAAAGUGAUCUAUAUAUAAGUAUGUAGGAUAGAGGAGGUAAAAGCCCCAAACUCAUAAAAUCAUACAAAUUAUAGAAUUAAACCAUUUGGCUCUUUACAGCUGGCCCAGUGCUUUGGAAGGAACAGUCUGCAGGAGUGACUCUGAGCUCUGAUUGCCUGCCACUUUAAUUCACCAUUCCAAUCUGACCUUUCUGUCUGUAGUCUCCUGCACUUUUACAACAAGAGCCAUUGCAAGCUUAAGGAGCAAUACCUCGUUUUCUAUUUGGACACGUUGCAGCCUUCAGAACUCUCGACUGAAUUCUCCAACUUUAGGUAAUUCACUGUCUGUCUGCAUCAUAGCUGACCAUUUCUGCCGGUUGUUGUUUUGACUCCGUUUUUCUCUUUCUAUUGCUAUAGUCUGGCCUGUUGGCUGUGUCCCACAGCCUUGCCAUUAGCAACACAACACAGACAAAGAAGCAGUUAACUACCACAAUAACUCAUUUGGUCUUGUCCUGUCAAAGAUUUUCCAUUUGUUCUACCCAUCCUUCCCCACUUUCUCUGCUUGUGAAAACUGUUUUCUCUCCCAGGUCUGACAAAGAGUCCCAGACCUGAAUCGUGAACUGUUUCUCAUUUCACAAAUGUUGUCUGACCUGUUGAAUAUUUGCAAUAUUUUCUAUUUUUGCUUUCAAACUGCCAGCAUCUGUAGUUUUUUAAAAAAUUUUUAUUUACUGAGACAUGCAAUGGAUAGAAUGCCCUCUGUGGGCUGAAUGACCUCCUUUGCUAUUGUACAAAGUGAGAUUUUCUUUUAAAAGCCUUCAUCAAAAUUGAUUUUUUACUUUGUUUCACAGAUAAAUUGGAGGAUUGUAAGUCUGGAAAAUUGUUUAUAACUUUGUUAUUAAUGGCAUACAAUGUAAUGUUUUCUGAAAGGAACUGAAACCAACUUAUAAAUUAAAAGAUAGACAUUGUGAAAUGCUAAUAAGGAAAUGUAUUUAAUAUGUUUACAAUAAGGCAUCAUUCUUCUAAAUUUGAUCCUUUUGGAAGAAUUGUUUUCAUUUUCCUGGAAGUAUGUCUCAUCCUCACUAGAUCAACUAUUACUUCACCUCAUCGUCUCCUCAAGCCCCUCAGUUAUAGCCUCCAGUUUUCCCUCUUUGCUUCAUAUUCUUAAUCUGAACCGAAUAAAAAGAGGUGAUAAAGUUGGAAUACAGACAAACCAUAAGCAUUUAAAUGUAGGCCUUUGUGGCAGUUUUUUUUUAUAAAGUUAAUUAUUUUGAGAUGACUGUCUAGUUUUUGUCUUUGUAAUGUGAACCACUUAGUAAAGUUGCAUCCAAGUAUUAAAAAUGUUUAUUAACCUCUUA